This is a messenger RNA of Vitrella brassicaformis, 1169 nucleotides long. The record is from the annotation of a GenBank genome assembly. Lineage: Eukaryota; Vitrellaceae.
GCUCAUUUUCUGAGAAGGGUGCGUCAUAAGACAGCCUCUGCGAUGCCUGCAGUACAGCAGAGGCCAGACAAGAGGCAUUUCGCCCGGAACCCUCGCAUGUUGCGUUGGUUGGUAACUGACCAGGUAUAGAGCUGAGAAAGGUUUCGAUGAACUCGAGUGCAAGCCAGGCCACAAGCCCUCCCAUGUCAACACCGAAAACUGGAGGGAUGAAUGACUGCGUGAAAGCAGACCACGGCAACAGGGGAGGGACAAGCGAGAAGUGGAUAAUGUCACCCAUUGUCAUGGUUCUACCUGAAAGAAGUCCAUGUAUGGAUUGGUGGCGACAUAGACGCUGGAGAAAGGCGGCAGGUAAGGGUUGAUCUGGGGCAGCCAUUCGAGGACAUAUCGAAGGUACAGAAGGAUCUUGUAUAUCCUGCAUGCCGAGCAAAAGCAGCGCCGCCAUACCCCCGCUGUGCGACCAGCAGGCCAUUUCAUACGUACCUGAGGAUGUAGACCAGCGAUAUGAGCACAGUGAGAUUGUUCUUGAGCCACAGCCUCAGAAGCGGCUCCAGAAAAGGACGCGACUGCGCAAAGACGCUAAAGAUAAAUAACACCGACCUACUCAAAAGGUUCCCACCCCAGAGCUGCAAAAGGGACAGAAGAAUACGAACGGUCGCGGUCAUGUGCUCAGUGCUUCAUCUCACUGUCUGGACCAGUGGUGGCGUGCUCGUCAUGGCAAUGGUCGCUCCCCGCACAGCGGCCACUUCGGACAGCAUCCUGGCACUUGAAGGCCGCAACAGGACAUGCCUGUGAGCCUUCCAUCUCCGAUGCACUCGUGUGCCCGGCUGGACGGACACGAAACACGCGCCUCCGAAUCCUUGCCGCACAGCUGUUCUCCUGCCUUGUUCCUUCGGGAAACACUCAUCAUGCCACUCACCAGGCAAUGCCUUUCGCGAGGGAGGACUCACCCGACACCUAACAUGGACAGACAAUGGACAGACGACCAGCACUUGGUGGUGUCGAAGCUAGCGUAUGCAAAUCGUACCGCCACCACUUCGUGAGAGCAUGUUGCCGCUGCGCGAAGAGGCAAGAUCUUGUGCAUCCAAGCAGCUGCUGAGGCUGAAGGAGGACGAGAAGGACUACCCCUAACCGCAUUGCCGCUUUGCGAUAGAUGGAAAGACGACACAUCG